AUGAGUCGUUACGUAUCAAAGCUGGUCGACAGUCUAUCGGACGACUCCAUGGGUAUGGGUGGCAUGGGAAUGGGACCGACAAAGGGGACGACGAACAAUGUGAAUUACAACAACGACAGCAACCAACGUUUCGUCUUACGACCAUGUCCCGCAGACCCCAACUUGACCCUCAUCCACCCGAGAGGGUACCCCGUCGACGCUCCUCCUUUGUACACGGUCAUGAUCUCGAGCGACAAGGUGUCCCUGUACCGGGGUUACAUCAACCCGGCCGGCCUCAUCGGCACGACCUCCACGUCGUCCGUGUCCCACUCGGCCGCGCUGACAGUGCACAACCAAAAGAUCCCCAUGAAGAUGAACCAACUCUCCCUCAGUUUCAGUUUCCAGUGGCCCCCGGCGGGGACGUUGAAGUGGAAGGCGGACCAGUUGACGGGGUCUUCGUUGGAACUUUCCGACGGGUCGGGGAGGAAACUGGCCAAACUGAAAUCAUCCUCGGGUAUGAUGGGGUCGGGCGAGAAGGGGUUCGAGAUCAACGUGGCCUGCGACGAACAGUUUUUGAACCUCAUCAUCCUUUCCGGACUGGCGGCCAAGGUGGGAACGAAAAAGAACAACGAAGCAGCGUCGGAAGUCAUACAGGCAAUCGUGGGGUCUUGA
Messenger RNA from Exophiala oligosperma, 651 nucleotides. RefSeq lists its product as uncharacterized. The coding region runs from base 1 to 651 and encodes 216 amino acids. The transcript has a single exon. NCBI's taxonomy places the organism in Eukaryota, Fungi, Ascomycota, Eurotiomycetes, Chaetothyriales, Herpotrichiellaceae. The record is from RefSeq and is a predicted model, not a curated record.